Molecule: messenger RNA, 11048 nt
Organism: Drosophila guanche
Lineage: Eukaryota; Metazoa; Arthropoda; Insecta; Diptera; Drosophilidae
Gene: Ten-a
Product: teneurin-a
Exons: 16
Coding region: 510-9608 (3032 amino acids)
Biological process (GO): motor neuron axon guidance
Source: RefSeq, a predicted model, not a curated record
UUGGAAAGAAAAAGGAAAAAAGGAAAAAGUAAAUUCGGAGGAACGCAUUGGCAAAUCGUCUCCAGAGGAGGAUCGUUCAUUAAAAAGAUUAGGAGAAGAGAUACUUUCAGCUCCAGGUGGCAGCUACGAGGCUGAAAUGCGACCGAGGCCCCCACGGGCCAUACCGCAUGUCGCGUCGAUGACACGCGCGUGUUAUUGAAGGAGCGGAGAGAGGGAAAGCCCUUUCGGAUGAUUCAUAAUUCAAAUGCAAACGUGGCCAAUAAUAGUAUUUAAUAGUAAUAAUACAUGCAAUAGUCAUUGCAACAUUGAAACAUAAUUAACGCGAAGAGCGAGAGCAAACAACAAACAAAUAAAAUAUUUAAGAUAAAUCGUCAGUGAAGUGAACACUUGCUACACGAACCGCAUAUUACGCAAUACGAACCAUUUACUAUAAUCCCCCGCAACCCCCUCCUGAAAUACAGUGAAACAGUGACAGAAGGAACCGAUACCCGAAAGAGAGAAACGUGAAAAUGACUAUGAAAUCGAUUAAGUACUCCGAUUGUGAUACCAUUAUGGAUGGCUAUAAUCCGGUGCCGCCGCCACUGCCACGACGCGUGCCUCCCGUUCGCAACAUCUACGCGGAGCCCUUUGCCCAUGAACCGAACCAUUCCAGCAGAUUGGGCGGACACCCACAACAGAUGCCACAAAGUAUGUCAACCGGCAGCAACACAAUAGGCCAUAGCGGCAUCGAUCGUGGUGGCGUCGUCAUGCCCAUGGGCGCUGGUACAAUGCCCGUCGGUGUAAGCGGCGUGGGUCAAGUGGGCGGCAUCAGCGGUGGUGGUCCCAAUGCGAACAUCGGGCAACCGGGCAGCGGCAAUGGGGGGCCCCAUUGCCAGAUAAGCGGUUCACAGCCGUUGGUCAUGCCCGGAUUCCCAUUGCGUAAUUCCCACUCAGCGCAUGCACCGCAUUAUUCGCCAUAUUCGCCAUCCAGGUUUCACAUAGAUAAGCGUUGUCAGCACCGAUGUUCCUGGAAAUGCUUGAGCAUCACCUUAAUAUUCGUAUCCGUCGUCCUAACCGCCAUGUUGGCAUACUUUGCAGCUGUCAGCUCGAUGAAGCCGAACAUGGACAGCACCAACUGCAUCCUAGUGCAGGACGUCAAGUCACAGCCUCAUGAUCUGCGCGGAGGUCCGGGGGGCAAAGCAAACGACAAGAAUGUGGGCGGGGCCACCGCCUAUCCCACGGAGGAAUCGAUACAGACCAGCACCUCGGAACAUGGCAGCAACGGACACGGACUGAAUGGACCUGCGGUCGGUGCCGGAGGCGGCGGAGUAACAGGCAUUCAGCAGCAGUUGCUUCUCCAGCAACAGCAGCCUCACUCGAUCAACCAACCGCUGACGCCGAUGGAUGCGACCAACACCCAGCUGCAGGACCAUCAACUGACCUACGGAGGCGGAAUUGGCAACGUUAUGGGUAUUGGCCCAGGCUCCCUUAACGGACAAAAGCACAACAUGCUGCUGGCCCAAGCGGGUGGCAGCGGGAUGCACCACCACCAGGCGCUGCAGCCACAGCUUGGAGGAGGACAGUGGCCGCAGGUCGUUGAGCUAAAGGAGUUCAACGAGGUGUACCACGCGAAUAUACCAGCUUAUCAGUUUUGGACUUUGGAGUUCCGCAACAAGCAUCCAGCCUUUAUUCGCUUCAACUUUACGCUGCCGUGGGGCGCCCACUUUGCCGUCUACUCGCGCCGGAACGUGGCCCCGUCGGUUACGCAGCAUGACUUUGUGGAGUUCAUCAAGGGCGGGCGUCUGGACAGUCACCUGCGGCACCGUCGCAGCCCGAGAAAUGCCUCGACGAUCGCCGGCAAAGACUGGGACGCGGUGUACCUCAACGAGCAGCAGCAGCACCUCCAAGACCGAUUCGCGACACGGACAAGACCACAAUUCAGUUACGAGGAGCAAGACCACGAUGCAAGCAACGACGACCCCGACUCUGGCGAAUUCUUCGAUGUCGAAACGCCUCUGGACACGGCAAAGCACCUACAACGACAGAUCCACUUCCAGCAGCAAAAUCCACAGUACACACAGCAUCCCCAUGAAGUCAAGAAGCGCUCGGCUGUAGAUGGUGGCGGCUUGCCCGCCCUCGACAUAGACGCGAUGACUGUGAACGUUUCGCUGCUGCAGUAUCUUGACACUGGACUCUGGUUUAUUUCCGUCUACAACGACGAGUUGGUGGCCCACUCCGUCUCGCUACUGGCCGAAGAGGCCGAAGGCGUCAGCACCACCUGCCCAAACGACUGCUCCGGUCGUGGAAGUUGCUACCUGGGAAAGUGCGACUGUAUCGAUGGCUACCAAGGCGUCGAUUGUUCUAAAAGCGUUUGUCCGGUGCUGUGCUCGGCGCAUGGCCACUAUGGUGGCGGCGUCUGCCACUGCGAGGACGUCUGGAAAGGAGCCGAGUGCGACAUUCCGGUUGGCGAGUGCGAGGUCCCCAACUGCUCCAGCCACGGGCGGUGCAUCGAGGGAGAGUGCCAUUGCGAACGCGGCUGGAAGGGACCGUAUUGCGAUCAACAUGACUGCCUUGAUCCAUUGUGCUCGGGGCAUGGAACCUGUGUGGCAGGACAGUGCUACUGCAAGGCCGGGUGGCAGGGCGAAGACUGUGGCACGAUUGAUCAGCAGGUUUACCAGUGCCUGCCAGGCUGCUCCGAGCACGGAACAUACGACUUGGAGACUGGCCAGUGUGUGUGUGAGCGCCACUGGACGGGACCGGAUUGUUCGCAAGCUGUUUGCAGUCUGGAUUGCGGUAGGAACGGAGUGUGCGAGUCCGGUAAGUGCCGCUGCAACACUGGAUGGACGGGCAACUUGUGCGAUCAGCUGCCCUGCGAUGCUCGAUGCUCGGAGCAUGGUCAAUGCAAGAACGGGACCUGCGUUUGUUCUCAGGGAUGGAAUGGCAGGCACUGCACCCUGCCUGGCUGCGAGAACGGCUGCUCUCGACAUGGACAGUGCACCCUGGAGAACGGCGAAUACCGAUGCGACUGCAUCGAAGGCUGGGCUGGAAGCGACUGCUCGAUAGCCCUGGAACUUAACUGCAAGGACAACAUUGACAAUGAUGGCGAUGGGAUGACUGAUUGCUCUGACAGCGAGUGCUGCUCGCAUCCGGCCUGCUCGGAGCACAUCAUGUGCCUGUCCUCUAACGAUCCCGUAGAGGUGUUGCUCCGCAAGCAGCCGCCCUCGGUGACGGCCUCGUUCUACCAGCGCGUCAAGUUCCUAAUCGAGGAAAACUCUGUGCAAUCGUACGCCCACAUGGAUGAGUACAGCGAAAAUCUCUUCUGGAGCUCGUUCACACCUUGUCGUGUGUCUGUGAUGCGUGGACAGGUGAUCACUCCUCAGGGACUUGGCAUUGUCGGCAUUCGUGUCUCUGUAGAUAGAGACUCACGCUUCGGGUUCACCCUAACCCGCCAAGGAGGUUGGUUUGAUGUUCUCGUUAAUGGCGGGGGAGCGGUCACCCUACAGUUCCAGCGAUCGCCAUUCCGCCCUUUGACGCGCACCGUGUUUGUGCCCUGGAACCGCAUAGUCGUUUUGCCUCCCGUCCAGAUGCAAUUGAGCGAUGACGACGAGACCACCAGUCGAAACAUAAAGGUGGCACCCCUAAAUCCGGCCUUGACUUUCCUCAAUUCCAUCCACUACCACACGGCGGAUGAAGCCAAUGAUGCCAGCAAGGUGUGCAUGGACCACGACCACGAGAAGCUACGACCCCAGCUGAUCAGCACCUGGAUGCCCAAUGGCGUGGGCGCCAUGCCCGGCAAACGGGUUAUCUUUGCCGAGACUCAGAUUGUUCAGGAGUCAAUACAGAUACCCGGCUCGGACCUGCACCUCACCUACCAGUCGUCUCAAGCGUCAGGGUACCUGAGCAUCGUCCGCAUGCGGCUAACCUCGGAGACGAUACCUAAGACCCUGACCCAUGUACACGUGGGAGUGGAGAUCGAGGGGGCGCUGCACGUGAAGACGUACGAGGCAGAUCCAAAUCUGAUCCACACAUUCGCCUGGAAUAAGCGCAACGUUUACCGCCAAAAGGUGUACGGCGUGACGAUCGCCCGGAUAUCGGUGGGCUACCAGCACACCACCUGCCAGACGCCCGUCUGGAUAGCUCAGACGGCUAAGCUACAGGGCUACGACGUGGACAUCUCGGACAUUGGCGGCUGGGGGCUGGAUAUCCAUCAUCAUUACAACUUCCACGAGGGGAUCCUGCAGAAAGGCGACGGCAGCACGUUGCACAUGAAGGAGUACCCGCGUACAGUCAAGGUGGUGAUGGGCACCGGCCUGCAGCGACCACUCAACUGUCCAGACUACUGCAACGGGGUGGCUAAGGACGCCAAGUUGCUGACUCCAAUCGCUCUGGCCACUGGCCCCGACGGCAGUCUCUACGUGGGUGACUUCAACCUGGUUCGCCGCAUCACGCCCGACGGAAAGGUAUUCACCAUCCUUCAGCUGAGCGCCACCCAGGUCUCGUACCAGUACUACCUGGCCGUAUCGCCAGCCGACGGUCACCUGUAUAUAUCCGACCCAGAGCGCCACCAAAUCCUUCGCCUUUUGCGUCUAGAGAAAGUUAAAGACCCGAGCAUCAACAGCGACCCGGUGGUAGGCAGCGGUCAGCGGUGCAUCCCCGGCGACGAAGGCAACUGCGGCGACAGCGGGCCAGCCUUACUGGCGCGACUCUCACACCCUAAGGGACUGGCCAUCGCUGCGGAUCGCACGAUGUACAUCGCUGAUGGCACUAACAUCCGGGCCGUCGACUCCAAAGGCAUCAUUCACACCCUUAUCGGCCACCAUGGACAUCACAACCACUGGAGCCCCGCGCCAUGCACCGGAACCCUGAUUGCCAACCAAGCGCAGCUGCAGUGGCCCACCGGCCUGGCCCUUAGCCCCUUAGAUGGCUCGCUGCACUUUAUCGACGACCGCCUCGUUCUGCGCCUCACUUCGGACAUGAAGAUACGCGUGGUGGCUGGCACUCCACUGCACUGCAAUAACAAUGGACAGGACAGCCGCUUGAACAAAACGGCCAUCGACAACGUCCUAGGCACCGUGCUGGCAAUGGCUUUCUCGCCUUUCGGCGAUCUCUACAUAGCGGACAGUGACUCGCGUCGCAUCAACUCCAUUCGCGUUGUAGAUACAGCUGGCAACAUGAGAUACUUUGCCGGCAAGCAGGAAGGCACUGGCUCACAGACCUGCGAAUGCGCCAUUGGAACGGGCAGCAACGGCAGUUCGGUCACGGUUGGACUAGGCGGGACCACUGGUGGCGCCUAUUCGACGACCGUUAACCCGACACGCAAUAACGGUGGAACUACCCCGACGACCCCAGCGGGCGGAAACGGAAACAAUGGCAGCGCCUCUGCCUCCGCAACGGUCGCCACGGGCAAUGGCAGCUCCGUUGCCUGUGUCUGUCCCGGUGGACUUGGCAUCGGCACGCUCUCUGGCUCAGGUUACGGCUCCGGCUCUGGCACCGGCAACGGUGGCGGUACGCUGGCCAGCAUAGUCGGCGGUGGUAGCCUCAUGUCCACCGGCCCCACCACCACCACCACCGUGCUCCUGGGCGCGAAGACCACGGCUUCGGGCAUCGGCAGCGGUGCGACCCUCAACGACGAUGGAACCCUGAGCAACGCGGAGACCCUGCUCUCCUCGAACGCACGUUUCCAAGCUAUCUCGGCCAUUGCCGUGGCCCAGGAUGGCGUCAUUAAUGUAGCAGAUCAAGGAUCGUUGCACGUUUUGGCCUUGGAGCACUAUCUGCCAUCGCACGACGAGAACGGAGAGUUUCACAUUCCCUUUCCGCCAUCGAGCGAGAUUUAUGUAUUUAAUAGGUACGGCCAGCAUGUGGCCACUAAGGACCUGACUUCGGGCAAGACACGCUACAGCUUUCUGUACUCAAAAAACACGAGCUUUGGACGGCUGUCCACGGUCACGGAUGCGUCAGGCAAUAAAAUACAGUUCCUGCGCGACUACAGUAAUGUCGUGAGCUCCAUUGAGAACACGCAGGACCACAAGUCAGAGAUACAGAUCAAUGGCAUCGGCAUCAUGACCAAGCUGAGCGAGAAGGGGCGUCAGGAGAUCGAGCUGGACUACGACAGCAACACAGGUCUGCUCAACUCGCGAUCAUCUGGCGGCGAGACGUAUAUCUACCAAUACGACGAGUUCGGGCGCGUCACGGGUAUGAUCCUGCCCAGCGGCGAGAUUGUGCGCAUCACCUCCCAGCUGGCGGACAACAAAGGACUAACUAUCUACGUGCACGCCUCUGUGGAGUCGCUCUUCUCCCGCGAACGCAUCGCUGGUGUGGAUGCUAACGAGCUGCUCGUCCUCGGCGGCGUCCGAUCUACCUUCCUAAAGCGUGGUCUGGCCCAUGCCGACGCAGAACUGAAGGCCAACAACACUCUAGUCAUCCGCGGAGCAAACGGAGUGGUGGUCGAGGCCUCUGCAGUGGCCCGUCACCCACUACUUGAGGCCGCCCUUCCCGUGGAGGCAGAGAUGCUGGCCAUGUGGUCGCACCAGAGCGUUACCAUGGGCGACGGCCUCACCAACUCGAUGUAUUCGGUCUACAACCUGGUCGGUGAUGUGCGCAAUCCCCAGCAGACACUCAACCGCGAGAUAUGGGUGAACCAGUCCCGUGUGAUCGGAGUGGAGUUCGACCAGUUCACCAACCGCGAAACCUUCUACGAUGGCCGACGCACCCCCAUCCUAAUUGUGGCCUACGACCAGUCUGGACUGCCCAAGUCCUACUACCCCACAAACGGCUAUCCGGUUAACAUCACCUACGACCGCUUCAACCGCGUAGAGGGCUGGGCAUGGGGCCCUGCGGAGCUCAAGUACAGCUAUGAUCGGCAUGGCCUACUCUCAGAGAUCACCUCGCAGCAGGACGGUAUUAUUUCGUUCGUGUACAACGACUGGAACCUCGUCUCCGAGAUAGGACUGGCUAGCCAGCGUAAGUUCGUGCUGCAGUACGACGACGCGGGCGGCCUCCGACACGUGGUCCUGCCCUCAGGCACCCGCCACAGCUUCAGCAUGCAGACCUCGAUUGGGUUCAUCCGCUGCACGUACACGCCGCCGGGAAGCACUCGCGCCUACCUCCAGCACUACAGCCACGCUGGGGCUCUGCUUCAGACCAUCCUUCCCGGGGACGGUGCCCGCAUCGUCUAUCGCUAUAAUGGAUCCGGCCAGCUCACAGAGGUAGUCCACGGGGAUGGACGUAGCGAGUUUCAGUACAAUGAGGCCAGCGGCAUGCCAAGCACGGUUUCGCACGAGGAACGGGAACUGGAGUAUCGCUGGGACUUCGAGUAUGCUGCUGGUCUUCUCACCGAGGAGCGCAUCGACUACGUGGCCAAGACGGGGUUAAGCAACGCCAAGUUCAGCUAUGAGUACGACAGCCAGCUGCGGGUGGUGGCCCUUCAGGGACGCAUCGGGGGCCAGAGCCUGCCGACUCAGGCCUUUUCCUACGAUCCGCGCACAGGACAGCCCAGCGUCAUCGGGCAGUUCAAGUUCACGCGACCCGCCCUAAACCAGACGCAGCUACACGAUGGCACGGCCAGCUUCACGCGGACCGUAGACGGACGCUUCCAUACACAGCGCAUGGCCCUGGCCAUACAUCGGCUGGAGGUUUUUCGCAUGGAGUUCUCGUAUGGUGUGCACGGACGCAUCUCGCAGACACGCACCUACACCCGGAACAUGGCCGUGAACAGCUACACAAAUGUGAAGAACUACACAUGGGAUUGUGACGGUCAGCUGGUAGGUGUGGAAGCGCAGGAGCCGUGGGGCUUCCGAUAUGACGACAACGGAAAUUUGCUCUCGCUAACCUACCGCGGCAACACCAUUCCGAUGGAGUACAACGCCCAGGAUCGCAUCGUUAAGUUUGGAGAGGGCCAGUAUAAGUACGACGCCCGCGGUCUGGUCGCACAGAACGCUCGCGAAGAGCGCUUUCACUACAACACGCAGGGACUGCUGGUGCGCGCAUCAAAGCGGGGCCGCUUCGACGUCCGUUAUUACUACGACCACCUGAAGCGGCUGACCACGCGCAAGGACAACUUUGGGAACGUGACCCAGUUCUUUUACACGAACCAACAGCGGCCUUACGAGGUCUCCCAGAUCUAUUCGCCCCGCGACGGCAAGCUGAUGUCGCUCACCUACGACGACGUGGGCCACCUGAUAUACGCGCAGGUGUAUCGCCACAAGUACUACGUGGCCACGGACCAGAGCGGCACGCCCCUGAUGCUCUUCAACCAGUACGGAGAGGGUAUCCGCGAGAUCAUGCGCUCGCCCUUCGGUCACAUCGUUUACGAUUCGAACCCGUAUCUGUAUCUCCCGAUCGACUUCUGUGGCGGCAUCCUAGACCAGGUGACCACCCUGGUGCAUAUGGGCGAUGGUAGGGUCUACGAUCCGCUGAUUGGCCAGUGGAUGUCGCCGGACUGGCAGCGCGUGGCCGAGCGCAUCAUUACGCCCACGCGGCUCCAUUUGUACCGAUUCAACGGCAACGAUCCUAUCAAUGUGGGCCAUGAGCGCCACUACCCGCAGGACUUUGCCAGCUGGAUGCGAACACUCGGCUACAAUGUGGUUAACCUGGUGCCGCAGCUGGCUCGCGCCCUCUGGCAGCCGCCGGCUCUCUGGGGACGGCCGCCUGCAAACCCCAUUGCCCUGAACAUGCGCCGCCCCUUCGACAAUAUCCCAACCAUGGCCGUCGAAAGUGGCUUCCUUGCCCACCUCAAUGUGCGCCGGAUGUCCGACUUCGAGCAUCUAUCGGCACCACCGCGAUCAGCCCUCAAAUGUGACGUAAUGGACCCUUCGCCGCGCAUCAUCGGCUCUGACACGGAACCACCUUUCGGCAAGGGCAUCGUAGUCUCCCGCACGGCGGACGGACAGGCUAUCGUGUCCAGCGUUCCGGCGGCCAAUGCGAUCUAUCGAGAUGUGUACACGAGCGUAUUCAACCGCUCGAAGCUUCUGCCCUUCACCUUCGUGGUGCACAACGCUCAGCAGGACUCAUUCUUCUUUGUCAAAGAGGAUGCGUGGCGGGCCAGCGAGGACCGGCAACAACUCAAGCGACUGCAGGGGCAGGUGAACACAACCUUCCAUGAGAUAACGCGCGAGGCUGUACCGGCCGGGAUGGCUUUGUCCGCUGGCUCCGGUGGCUCCUCAACGUCGGUGGUAUCCGCUGCCGGCUCCUCGGGCGGUAACUAUCUUGACGUAAAGAUCCAUGGAUCGCACGCAAUCAUAAACUUGCGUUACGGCACAACCGUUGCCAAGGAGCAGCAACGCCUGAUGCACCACGCCAAACUAACUGCUGUCCGAAAGGCCUGGCACCGCGAGAAGGAAGCCCUGCGCAGCGGUCUGACCACCGCCGUAGAGUGGACACAGCAGGAGAGCGAUGAGAUCAUCAAGCAGAGCUAUGCCAAUAACUACGAGGGUGAGUACAUCCACGACGUGGCCCUCUACCCUGAGCUUGCCGAGGAUCCAUACAACAUCAAAUUUGUGAAGAAAAAGGGCGCCACCGGUGGCGCCGCCGGAGUGCCCAAUGUCCGGCGCAGACGUCGGCGCUCCGCGGACCGCGGCGGGGAAAUCGAUAUCGACGAGGAUGCGACGGCCGAAGAGGCCGUUGCCUGUUAGCUCUUGGACGAUGCCCGAUCUCAGAAAUGAGAUCCACGCAGCAGCUCUUCUACGGAGAAAGAGUGGCGUCAACUGGCGCAAGAAGCAUAAUUAUUUAUACAUAUAUAUAGAUAUAUAUAGGACUAAAUGUAUGUUAUCGAACAGAUUUUUUAUGUCAAGGCACAUUUACAUACAUAUGUACAUACAUAGUAUAUGUACCUUUUUUUUUGUAUUGUUAGGAACUAGAAAAGUGCGACAGAAAAUGCAUAUAUAUAUGUAAUUAAGGGACUCUGAUCCCAUAAAAACAUCUGCUUAAUUCAGAUGGAUACAUAAUCCGAAGUAGAGGUAUUCGCUUACUCGUCUAUGUGUGUGUCAUCGGAUAUAGCUAAACAGAUUCAAAAAAUGAUACCGAUACACCGAUAUACAUAUAUCCUAUACAUUUAUUUAGCAUAGUGCAGUAGUCAUAUAAAGCCAGAACAGCAACAACAACCUAAACACUAAAACAUAGCCAUAUACAUACAUACAUAUGUAAAUGCAUACCCACAAACCAUAAGGUAUGAUAAUUGGGUAAUAGUAAAAGAGUAAGAGAGUGAAAAAGUAAAUGGAAAUUUUAGAAAAGUAGAUGGGAUACAGGGGAAUGCAGUAUGCAAGGAGGAACUGUUUUUUUUUUCGUGGUACUCGAGCUUUUUGAGACUGGCAUAGUUUUAAACAAAUCACAAAGCGAUCGGACGUGAACGGACACACACACUCGAACAGACAAGAGAUAGCCAGCACAGCAGACUGUACCAUCCGCCAUAGCAAAUGUAAAUAGGAAAUAUAUAUGGAAAUAGGAAUGGAAAUGACAUAUGCGAAUUAGAAUAGAAUGAUUCACACAGGCUCGCCGUCUAGACCACAGUACACUUUAAAGAUUACAUUUGGCAAACCAAUUGAGAGCCUGUUGGGGAAGAGUUUUGCUUAGCGAAAGCUUCAUCUCGUUUGCUUUUGCACGGUGUGUCAGCUUCAAAACAAAAAGUAAAUUAAUUAUUAAAAAAGGAACAAGUUUAGCUUAUAAGCAAAGGAAAACAUUUUUUUUAAUUAGACCUAAAGAUAGAUUUAAAACACUAAAAUAAACAUAUAGAAGAUAUAUAUAAAUAUGUAUGUAUAUAUUAUAUUCUCUAUUAUUCCUGAUAGAUAAGUUUAAGUUUUUGUCCCAACUAAUUUAUUCUCUAUUUCUGCUCUAACGAAGCCUUAACAAAAAGAUCGAAGUAAGUCUAAAGAUAUAUAUGUACAUAUGUUUACAUACAUAUGUAUGUACAUAUGUAUAUUCAUAUAUAUGCUGCUAUUACCGUAUGAAAUGUGAAUGUUUUGUUAUUAUUUAUAAGUUUUGCUUUUCAAACCCAGCUGAAUGCGGCCCAAAAUAAAACCCACACAUGAAAAAGAAUCGAUCUAAAUAAAGCUUGAAACAGUAUUAACAAAAAAAAA